AUGCACGGCACCCAAUACAACACGCUGCUUGGCCUGUCAACCGCUGUGUUUUUGGUGUUCCAGAUCCCGCUCAACUUUCUGUUCCGCAAGCUGGGUGCGCGCAAGUAUAUGCCAACCACGCUGUUCCUCUCUGGGUGCCUCAGUGUGCUCGUUCUUGCAAUCAAGAACUAUGGCGGGUUUUUGGCCAUCCGUCUUAUUGAGGGCGUGUUCUUGUCAGGAUUUACAUGCAGCGUCUUUUACUCGUUGUCGCUAUGGUAUCCGCAAAAGUACCUCGUCACCCGCGUAAGCUGGGUCAUUGCCUCGUCGAUGCAUCUCGGGAAUCAUCUAUGCGGUUAUGGCUAUCGCAUUUUCUGGAUGUACUUUUUCUUUGGUCUGCUAGCCAUCGCCUCGGGAAUCUAUGGAUAUGUCUUCACCAGCGACUACCCAGACACUGCAAAGUAUCUGAAUGACGAGGAGAGAGAACUAAUCGGCAGGAUUCUGCGCACUACCCACAUGCUUACCAGCGACAGGUCGGCUAUUUCGAGGAAGCAGGUUAUUCAGGCUAUAAAUUGGGCGCCAAUAAUCUUGAAAAGCGUUGGUUACAGCACGACCGUGACCGCCGGCCUCAUGCUGAUUCCUGCAAUCCUCGCCUUCAUCAUGAUCAUGCUGGCCAAUUUUUUUGUCCGCAAACUGGGCAAGAUUGGCUACUUCCAAAUCCUCAUGUCAGUCCAUGUCCACAGCUAUAUUGCUUAUUGGCGUUGCCGGUGCGCAAAGCAAGAUUGCACGCACCAUAUCACAGUAGUUGUUGGCCCUGCCUGGCUCAAUGUCAAUCAGCGCGGUGCCGAUAGAAGCGCUCUCUCAAAUGGGUUUGCCAUUGUUGCCACCUCUCUUGGCGGCACUGCAAAUGGAUAUGCGUAUCUAAACAGCGAUGCGCCACUUUACAUCAAGGGCAACUCGUCAAACUUUGCCUUGACCGGCGUGGCCAUCAUUUGCACCGUCAUUCUAAUGGUCAAUUUUAAAAAGGAGAACCGCAGGCGUGAUCAGAAUCCCAUGGAUGCGUCGCACAUGCCUCCUGACGAGAUUGCCGCACUAGGAAACGAUAGCCCCAUGUUCCGCUACACACUCUAA
This is a messenger RNA of Linderina pennispora, 1107 nucleotides long. Its product is annotated as MFS general substrate transporter. NCBI's taxonomy places the organism in Eukaryota, Fungi, Kickxellomycota, Kickxellomycetes, Kickxellales, Kickxellaceae. The record is from RefSeq and is a predicted model, not a curated record. The coding region runs from base 1 to 1107 and encodes 368 amino acids. Gene Ontology annotation, molecular function: transmembrane transporter activity. The transcript has 4 exons. Gene Ontology annotation, cellular component: membrane. Gene Ontology annotation, biological process: transmembrane transport.